Messenger RNA from Racocetra persica, 134 nucleotides. The record is from the annotation of a GenBank genome assembly. Lineage: Eukaryota; Fungi; Glomeromycota; Glomeromycetes; Diversisporales; Gigasporaceae.
AUUUACAUCUUUGCCAGAGCACCCGCUCAUCUAGUCGGAACACAAAAGAUUUAACCCAGUUUAACAGAUCUUACAUUUUCACCAGAGCACCCGCUCGUCUAGUCGGGUGGUUAGAUCCAAAUACUGAAAAACCG